AUGGCAUCACACCCUGUUCAGGCGGUCGGGAAAGCGAUUGGUAAGAUGGGCGGUGACCCUCGAGCUCUUCAACGCUCGUCGCUCUUUCAAGGUGCAAACGAAGGUCCGGCGGUCGUCGCGGCCAAAUUGACCGGUGUCAGUGAGGGAGGUAAACGUGCUGAUGAUGGCCCUUACUUCACCAACAACGAGGGUAUCCCUUGGCCGGAUGCAUCUCACAGCAAGACCGUCGGAGGAAUCCCAGUCGCGUCAGAUACCUUUCUCUUCCAGAAGCAGCAGCACUUCAACCGAUCCAAGCUGCUCGAGAGAAUGGUCCAUCCUUGCGGUAGCGGUGCUUUCGGCUACUUCGAGACCACCAAGGAUGUGUCGCACUUGACAAAGGCUAACUUCUUGAGCGGCUCCGGCAUUCAGACUCCUGUUUUUGUCCGCUUCUCCACCGUCACCUUGGGGCGAGAGUUUCCUGACCUGGCUCGCAACCCACGAGGCUUCGCCAUCAAGUUCUACACCGGGGAGGGCAACUAUGACAUCGUCGGCCUGAAUUUUCCCGUCUUCUUCUGCCGUGACCCUAUCCAAGGUCCGGAUGUCAUCCGCUCCCAGGCCAGACGACCGGACAACUUCCUGCUGGACUACAACGCCACGUUCGACUUGCUCGCCAACACACCGGAGGGCAACCACGCUGGCAUGAUGUUCUUCUCGGACCAUGGAACACCCCAGGGUUGGCGUGCCAAUCACGGCUACGGCUGCCAUACUUUCAAGUGGGUAAACAAGAACGGCGAGUUUGUGUACAUCAAAUACCACUUCCUGGCAGACGGAGGCCAGAAGCAGUUCACCCGUCAAGAAGCCGUCAAGUUGUCGGGAGAAAACCCCGACUAUAGCAAGGAAGAACUUUGGCAAGCCAUUGAAAACGGCGAACCGGUCUCUUACACCGCCCACGUCCAGAUAAUGAAGCCAGAGGAGGCCGACCCCCAGAAGCUGGGCUUCGAUCCAUUCGACGUGACCAAGGUGUGGCCGAAGAAGCUUUUCCCGCUCCACGAGUUCGGAAAACUCCACCUCACCAGAAACCCUGAGAACUACCACCGAGAUGUCGAACAAGCGGCCUUUUCGCCCGGCAGCAUGGUCCCUGGUAUUGAAGAUAGCCCUGACCCACUGUUACAAUUCCGCAUGUUCUUCUACCGCGAUGCCCAGUACCACCGCAUUGGCGUGAACCUGCACCAAGUCCCCACAAACUGCCCUUUUAUGGCCGGGUCGUACGCCUCGCUCAACUUCGACGGCCCCCUGCGCGUAGACGCCAACCAUGCCAAAAACCCACAAUACGCGCCCAACAGCUUCGUGGACAAAUUCCGACCCGACACCGCAGAGGCGCCGUACAAGGUCGGCGACAACAUCGUGUCGCGCAAGUCUCACUUCUACCACGAAGGUCACCCACUGACGGAAUACGACCAACCUCGUGAUCUCUACGAGAACGUCAUGAACGAGACGCAGCGCGCCCAUCUGCAUGACAACACUGCGGUCAUGUUAAGCCACGUGAGCGAGCCCAUCAUUCAGACCAAAUACCUGGCGCAGCUGUACAAAAUCAAGCCUAGCUACGCGCGCGCCGUGUACGACGGGUUGACGAAGAAGAAGUUUGACUUCAGCGAGGUGGAGCAGACCGCCGAGGGCAUUGAGAAGGCCGGCCAUUACGACAAGUUCAGACCCACACAGGCGAGUGAGCGCUUGGUAGGCUUGACUGCGCCGGGAGUGUACAACAGUGUACCUGGUGGGUUGUAG
Molecule: messenger RNA, 1764 nt
Organism: Cladophialophora yegresii CBS 114405
Lineage: Eukaryota; Fungi; Ascomycota; Eurotiomycetes; Chaetothyriales; Herpotrichiellaceae
Product: catalase
Exons: 4
Coding region: 1-1764 (587 amino acids)
Biological process (GO): hydrogen peroxide catabolic process; response to hydrogen peroxide
Cellular component (GO): mitochondrion; cytoplasm; peroxisome
Molecular function (GO): heme binding; catalase activity
Source: RefSeq, a predicted model, not a curated record